Ylistrum balloti is the source of this 1446-nucleotide messenger RNA. RefSeq names its product hydroxyproline dehydrogenase-like. Bases 1 to 1446 code for a protein of 481 amino acids. Lineage: Eukaryota; Metazoa; Mollusca; Bivalvia; Pectinida; Pectinidae. Gene Ontology annotation, cellular component: mitochondrion. The transcript is spliced from 9 exons. Gene Ontology annotation, molecular function: FAD binding; proline dehydrogenase activity. The record is from RefSeq and is a predicted model, not a curated record.
AUGGCGCUUGCCGUCCAUAGCCGUUCAUCAAAAGUUUUAGCGAUCUUUUCUAAUUACUCGGGAUAUGUAAGACUGACUUAUGCAUUCCACACGACUGCUCAACACCAAGUUGAUUUUUCCAGAGAAGAUAAAAAACCCCGGACAGGAUAUAUAAACGGUUUGCCUGAAGACCUUGGAUUUGAUGAUUAUCAGGCAGCUUUCCGAUCAAAGUCACGUUGGGAACUUGCCCGGUCCAUCGCCAUCAUUAAGAUGUGUACAAAUAACAGACUAGUGGACAACAGCCUAAUGUUGAUGAACACUGGCCGGAAGGUACUUGGUAACAGGUUGUUUGAUAGCUUGGCUAAACCGACAGUAUAUGGGCAGUUUGUGGGAGGAGAUACUCCAGAAUCUCUGCUUCAGACCGUGGUCAAGAUGAGAAAGAUGGGAGUUGGACCCUUGGUAGCCGUCGCAAUGGAGGAAGAUACAACAGACGACAAUAGAGAAGCUGAUCAAAAGUACGACCGGAAUUUGGCCACGACAUUACAAUGUCUGGAUGUUGUUUCCGGUCUUAAAGAUCCUCAUCCCAUGAUGCAGACAAAACUAACGGCCAUGUUUCCAGCUAAACUUUGUGAGAAAAUUUCUCAGCAUGUGCCACACCCCUCUCGAUCUGGUCACGUGGUGAUGAGUGUAGCCAAUGCCAUUCAAAAUGGAAACGAGAUCAAAUUUGACUUCUUGUCAGAGGAUGAAAUAGCUGACCUGAACAGGGGAUUGUCGAGAAUCGGAAAAUUAUGUGAGGCUGCAGUGAAAAAUGAAGUCAUAGUUAUGGUGGACGCUGAAUACACAUAUCUCAAUCCAGCCUUAAAUCUCCUCACUUUGGCCAUGAUGUUAGUGUGUAACGGACGGAAGACGCUGGUAUAUUACACCUACCAAAACUACCUAAAGGGGAUGACGGAAUAUCUUCAAUCAGAUAUGACUUUUGUCCAUGAACAUAACGUUGGAUUUGGUACCAAACUGGUUCGUGGAGCGUACAUAGAUAAGGAAAGACGACUGGCACAAACCAGAGGGUAUCCGGACCCUACGAAUGCAUCCUAUCGGGACACUUCGGACACUUACCAUAAUUCUAUGAAUACGAUGCUGGAGGGUAUUGCUCGGAACCCUGACAGAUGUUCUGCUAUCAUUGCCAGUCACAACGAGGAUACAGUUGCCAAAGCCGUCAAUAGAAUUGUGGAGUUGGAAAUAGACCCGAGGUGUGGAUCUAUAUUCUUUGGACAGUCGUAUGGUAUGAGUGACCACGUGACAAACACUUUAAGUGAAUUGAAGUUGCCAGUGUACAAGUCCAUACCAUAUGGAUCUGUUGAGGACACCCUCGCCUACCUGUCACGAAGAGCCAUGGAGAAUCGAUCGGUAUUGAAGAGGGCACAAAGGGAGAAAACUCUUAUGUGGAAGGCCCUUAAGGCACGUCGAUAG